Cucurbita maxima (winter squash) is the source of this 1967-nucleotide messenger RNA. Its product is annotated as UDP-glycosyltransferase 73C4-like. Gene Ontology annotation, molecular function: UDP-glycosyltransferase activity. The transcript is spliced from 2 exons. Lineage: Eukaryota; Viridiplantae; Streptophyta; Magnoliopsida; Cucurbitales; Cucurbitaceae. The record is from RefSeq and is a predicted model, not a curated record. The coding region runs from base 368 to 1852 and encodes 494 amino acids.
UGGAAGGUCGGUGGGAUUGCACAACAAUUUGCGCCCAUAAAUCCCCUGGAAUCUGGCCUCUGUUCCUCUUUCCUGAUAGGCGGCCAUCGCCACUGUACUCUGUUUUUCUUCCUUUAUUUAUCUAUUAUAUUGAAGCUAUAAAAUGAGGUGUUUAGCUCAUGCAACACACCUCCCACCACAAUAAUACAAAAACACAAUCACCAAAAGCAAGAAAUGAAAAAAAUGCGGUUUAAAUGUUUUUGUCUGUUCUUUCUCUGAAGUCAAAACAUGUGGUCUCUAUCCAAACACAACGCAUGCAGUAAAGAGAUAAAACACAGAAAGAAAGAAAGAAAAAAAGAAAGCUGCAAUCUUGAGCUCACAGGCUUUCAUGGCUUCCAAAUCCAAGCAACCACCUCAUUUCCUUCUCAUCCCACUCAUGGCUCAAGGUCAUCUAAUCCCCAUGGCCGAUCUGGCCAAGCUUCUAGCUGAAAAUGGAGCCAGAGUGAGCCUCAUCACCACCCCUCAAAACGCAUCGCGGAUCAACUCCCUUCUCUCCCACCCAAACCAAUCCCAAAUCCAAAUCCUUCACCUCCAAUUCCCAUCUCACCAACAAUCCGGUUUUCCCCAAGGCUGCGAGAAUUUCGACUCCUUGCCUUCACUCAGCUUACUCCCCAAAUUCUUAUCGGCAACGGCUCUUUUCUGUCGGGCCACAGAGGAUUUGUUCCAGCAGUUGUCUCCCAGACCGAGCUGUGUCGUGUCGGACAUGGCGUUGCCUUGGACAAUUAAGGUUGCCCACAAGUUUAAUGUUCCUAGGCUUGUUUUCUACAGCUUGUCUUCGUUGUAUCUGUUGGGUAUGGCGAAUCUACGAGCCACAGGUGUUAUUGACAAAAUCAUGUCUGCUUCUGACUCCGAGCGAAUUGUUAUUCCCAAUUUGCCUGAUAAAGUCGAGUUGACUAAGCCGCAAUUUAUCUGCACUUUGGAUGCUGGGUUUAUGGAGUGGGCCAAUGAAAUGGGCAAAGCUGACCAAGCUUCCUAUGGUGUCAUUGUCAACUCUUUCGAUGGGUUGGAGCCAAAAUACCUUGAGGAGCUCAAGAAGGCAAUAGGAUCAGAGAAAGUUUGGUGUGUUGGGCCCGUUUCAUUAUGCAACAAAGACACAACCGACAAAGCUAUAAGAGGUAACAAGGCCGCCCUUGACGAACACGAAUGUCUUAAAUGGCUUGACAGACAACAGCCUGGUUCAGUCGUCUACGCUGCACUCGGCAGCUUAUGCAACCUAAUAGCAGCACAAAUCAUAGAGUUGGGGCUGGCUCUAGAGGCAUUGAACAGGCCAUUCAUUUGGGUCAUAAGACAAACCGAAGCCACGAACAACGAACUAGAAAAGUGGCUGUCAGAGUCCGGCUUUGAAGAGAGGACCAAAGAAAGAGGGCUGGUGGUCCGUGGCUGGGCUCCGCAACUGCUGAUAUUAUCACAUCCGGCAGCCGGAGCCUUUGUCACACACUGUGGCUGGAACUCGACCAUCGAAGGGAUCACGGCAGGAGUGCCGAUGGUGGCCUGGCCGUUGUUUGCCGACCAGAUAUUCAACGAGAAGUUGAUCGUUCAGCUGCUGAAGGUUGGGGUCAGCGUGGGGAUGGAGAAGAGUGUUAUGUGGGGAAGUGAGGAGGAAAUCGGGGUUCAAGUGAAAAUGGAAGGCAUUAGAGGGGCAAUUGAGAAGGUGAUGGAUGGAGACGGAAACAAGGAGAUGAGAAGAAGAGUGAGGGAUUUAGCUGAAAGAGCGAAGGCGGCCAUGGAAGAAGGAGGCUCUUCUCAUCUCAAUUUGAAGCUGUUGAUUGAAGAUAUUAUGCAUGAGGCAGAGGCUCGUGAGUCCCACAAAUAGUAAUUUCUUUAUUAGCAAAAUGCUAAAUCCACAUUUGAAUUCUGGAUGUUCUUACCAUCUCAUACAAUCUUAAUAUUGCUUAGAACACAGUUUUAUAAUUCAAGUUUAAUUUAUA